UGAUUGUUACUUAUCUAUAAAAAUCUGAAAAACUCAAUUACUUAAUCUUUACUACAAAACUAAUGUUUUAUUAAAAAAAUUAAUUAAUAAGUAGUGUUGUGUAGUUGUUUUAUUCAUUAUGCCACAGGGGAAAUUCAAAAAUAAAUCACAAGUUUCUUUUUCAACAAAGAAAAAGAAGAACGAACCACAUAAAAGUAGAAAAGCAUGUCCAAUGCCUUCAAAAAAACACAAAUAUGAAGAAGGUCAGCGGAUUAAACGUAUGAUAAGUAAAAAUGUAAAUAAAAUGGCAGAAGACGAUUUAAGAUCAUUAGCUAUGGAUAACAAGAAAGUUUUUCUUUCAAAAAAGAAGAAACAAGUUGCACAAACAGUUAAAACACCAGACCCUAAACCAAAACAAAUCAAAAUUACUCAAAAAUGAAUUUCACAUUAUGGAUAAUAUAAAUUUUUUUAAAACACAUAAUUUAAAUUUUUUUUUUUUUUUGAACAAUUGAAUAAUAAAGUACCUACAUAAAAAAUAA
Aphis gossypii (cotton aphid) is the source of this 518-nucleotide messenger RNA. RefSeq lists its product as uncharacterized. The record is from RefSeq and is a predicted model, not a curated record. NCBI's taxonomy places the organism in Eukaryota, Metazoa, Arthropoda, Insecta, Hemiptera, Aphididae. Bases 119 to 418 code for a protein of 99 amino acids. The transcript is spliced from 2 exons.